Molecule: messenger RNA, 762 nt
Organism: Adineta ricciae
Lineage: Eukaryota; Metazoa; Rotifera; Eurotatoria; Adinetida; Adinetidae
Source: the annotation of a GenBank genome assembly
AUGAGUAAUGAAAACGAUUCGAAAUGGUCAGCCAAAAUGUUAAUAACAUGGGCAAUUUUAAUUGAUAUUGGUCUACUUGGUUGUUUGUUCAUCAUGCCACUGCUCAGAUUGAUUCAAGAUCUAUUUCAAUUAAUCUAUCUUCUCAUUAUCAGCUGGUUUCACAGCAUGAGCACAAUCUUUCGGCGAUGGAAGAACCGCUUACGGUGUUCCGGGAAGCGGUCCAUCCAACACAGCCGGUCAUCAAUCUUCGCGGACACUGACUUGAAAACAGUCACAAUAACUAUGGAUAGAUUAGCGAAUGAAAACCACCUUUUAAAAGAACGUUUCGAUAAACUCGAUGAAAAGUAUCAACGAUGGAUCGGCGAUGAACAGAUUUACUUAUUGAAGCGUAUCGAACAAUUAGAAACUGAAAAUCGACAGCUGCAUCUUAACUAUCGAACCUAUCAGCUCAAAAGCGAGAAAUGCCUGCAAUCGGUUACUGAUCUAAUUAUCAAACUACUCUUUACUCAAGAGGAAUUAAAAAAACAAUGUACUGAUAUACACAAUGCAUUUGAUACAGUUCAGUUAAGAAAGAAAGUGCAACGGAAUGAAUCUAUUCCUCGGAAUGCACGUAGUAUUUCAUGUCAAUUUACCUCCAAUUCUUCGAAUCAACCAAAUCGUCAUACGACAAACGAUCAAUCCACAUGGUUCCAUCGAGACUUGAUGAUCGUUGAAAAAGAUGAUUUGAAGAUGAAGAUAGAUCAGCCAACGGGUAUGAAAUAA